AAAAUUUCAGCUGACAGGCAUAGAAAGGAUUUGGAGGGGUGGGGUGGAUUGCAUCAAUCCAUUAGCUCGAGGAAAUGUGAUACGGUCUGUAUAGCGAAGACUGAUAUAGUGUGGGGAAAGUCCGGGAACAAGUAUUUAAAGAGGCACAAGCAUUUUUGGGCAUUAUCUAGCAACGAAGCAGUCACCGGAUCACCAGAAACAGCCAUGUCCUCCUCCUGGAGCUACAGUGCAGCUCUGCUGAUGCUCGUUACUCUGCACCUGCUCCUCUCCAGGACUGAGUCAGCAGCGAGCUGCUGUGUUGGGUACUCCUCCAAACGCCUGCCCUGCUACAAGCUGAAGCGCUACACCAUCCAGCCCAUAACAGGCACCUGUGACAUCGUGGCAGUCAUUUUCCAUACGAAAAAGGGCGGGUUCAUCUGUGCAAAUCCCUUGCAGCACUGGACCCUGAACAGAAUGAAGUGCCUUCAUGAAAGGGCGCAAGCCAGGAAAAUGCGCAUCUCCAGUCGAGGUUAAUGUUUUGCACGUUGUGAUGAGGAAGCUUCGGGAUUGAUGGCGCUGUCAGAACGACAGGGCAUUUAGACAAGGAGGCGGCAGCCGGCUGGGGAAGACAAAGCGACUGCUGUCCCUGGAGCUUUGGGGAGCACUCCCACGCGAUUAGGAAUACCUGAACGUUCACUUAACAGCCGGAACUGAGCGCUGCCUACCAGACUGCCUCAAUCCCCAAGGCGCUGCACGGGGGCGGCGCACCGGGACGCCAGACUGCACCUUGCUAGCACCACUCUUAGACCUGCCUGCACUAUAGGGACCAAACGGCUUCCUCCAGGGUCCUUCCUGUCCUGAAACCACAAAGGAUAAUAAAUCAAAGACUUCAUUCUCCCUCCAUAAGUUUUUGUUUUUAUAUUUAAGUAUGCAUGGCUUCCGUCUCACGCUUUGUUCGAAGCUUGUAUUAUUUUCCCCACAUGUGAUACCUUAGAUACUGACAGUUUUGUUUCUUUGGUUUGGAGAACGUCACCUCUGUGGCCCCCUGUAGCGGCACGCACUAUGUUGUAUUAGAAAUCGCACUAUGUGGUUAUAGAAAUCGCAGAGUGCAUGCUGUACUGCUGUUUAUAAAUCUCAUUUAACUCUCUUAUGUUCAUGAUGAAAGGUUCCAAGUCAUGUGUGUAUAUAUAUAUGUAUAUUUAUUUUUUUUUGGGGGGAGGGGAGGUACUGAAAGGUACCCAAUGUGAAAAUGUAAGGAAUAAGCAAAUUGUUCCGUAAACCAAUAACGUGCCUUCAUUGGCUGUGAAUAACAUGCCGUUAGACUUAAACACAUGGAUGUAAAUUAUGGCGGGGGGGAUGGGGGGGGGGGUUGUAGCGCCCCCAAUAAAUCAAAACCAGCUAAUACAACCCCCCCAAUAAUCAUGUUUCCCCCGUAAUGGGUGGAGACCUCCCAAUUUUCCAGACAAAGGUACGCUCUUGGCUGGACAUGUCUCAAUGCAUAAUAAAUAAAAUUUCAAGAACAUUAA
Messenger RNA from Brienomyrus brachyistius, 1505 nucleotides. Its product is annotated as C-C motif chemokine 20-like. Gene Ontology annotation, molecular function: CCR chemokine receptor binding; chemokine activity. The transcript is spliced from 4 exons. Bases 205 to 513 code for a protein of 102 amino acids. Gene Ontology annotation, cellular component: extracellular region. Gene Ontology annotation, biological process: lymphocyte chemotaxis; cellular response to interleukin-1; chemokine-mediated signaling pathway. The record is from RefSeq and is a predicted model, not a curated record. Lineage: Eukaryota; Metazoa; Chordata; Actinopteri; Osteoglossiformes; Mormyridae.